CAGCCGUGUUCCCGGCGUGCCGGGAUGACGGAGGCGGAAGCGGGCUGGGGAGGAUGUAGCGGCGCUGACAGCGGCUGUGGCGCCGCGACCUGCCCGCCCCUGCCGCCGGCCGGCCCCGCCAUGGAGGUUCAAGAUGCUGGGCAGGAUAUGGUGGUGUCUUCUGGCACACCAGGAUCAGGCAAAUCAAAGCUGGACACAUUGCCCAAAGAAGACCUCAUUAAGUUUGCAAAAAAGCAAAUGAUGCUUAUACAGAAAGUGAAGUCAAGAUGUACAGAACUGGAGAAAGAGAUUGAAGAACUCAGAUCUAAAGCAGCUACUGCAGGAGCUGAUGAUAUUAUUCAGGCUCUCACAGAAAGACUGGACGUUGUACUUCUGGAAAAAGCUGAAAGUCAGCAGCAAUGCAUAGCUCUGAGAAAAGAAAAUACUCAAAUAAAGCAAGAAGGGGAGGCUGCAGUGGCAAAGACAGAAGAAUUGCAGAAGCUACUGGAACAAUCAAGUAUUGACUCUCUGGAAGAAAUAAAAGCUUUGAAGUGUGAAUUAGCAAAUGCACAAUGCAAGCACAAUGAGGAUUUAAAAAAGCUGAAAAUGGAAUUAGAUGAACAAGUGAGAAAACAAAUGGAGUUGAUGGAACAGGUUGAACAUCAUAGUGACAGUCAAAAAGAAGUUACAAGAUUACAAGAUGACAUCCAGAGAAUUAAAUCUACUUACGAGGAGCAAAUUUUGUGUCUGAGCAAGCAGUUGGAAACUGUGAGUGAAGACAAAACCAAAGAAGUAACAAAUCUGCAAGAAACUAUUAAAAACAACUCUCAGUGUUACCAUAAUGAAAUCAAAAAUCUGAAUGAAGAGCUUGAAAAAUUAAAAAUUGCCCAUCAGGAAGAGGUGUCAGAAUUGAUGCAUCGGAUUGAAAUAUCAUCUAAAGAAAAUGAAGAAAAGCAAAAUCAAAUAAAUGAGUUGCAGCACAAUUUGGCAGAGAAAAAUGCAAAGAAUGAAAUGCAUGCUCAUACUGACCAGCAUGAAUACGACUUGGAGCAGCUGAGAGAAGUCUUAAAUAAAAAUGUAGAAAACAGGAUAGAUGUUGCAGAUACACCAGAAGAACCUUGUGUAGAAGCAAAAAUGGAAGCAAAGGUUAGGUAUCUGGAGCAUAGUUUGGAAGAACUCCAGUCCCAACAUAGUAUAUUAAAAGAUGAGUUAACUUACAUGAGCAAUGUCAAACUAAAGCUGGAAGAGGAAAUCCAUCGCAUAAAGGAGGAGUACUUUCAUGAGCGGGAAGAUCUGGAUUUUAAGAUAAAUGAAUUGCAGCUUACUAAAGAAGAUUACUGCAGUGCAAUUGAAAAACUAAAAUUGGAGCUUCAAGAAUCAAGACAGCACUAUGAAUCUGCUGUAAAAGAGCAUAAAUUAGAGAUUCAAACUCUGAAAGAGCAACACAAGACAGAAAUUUCUGAAUUGAAUGAAACUUUAUUAUCUGGUUUUGAAAAAGAAAAUAAGGUAUUAGUUUUUGAAACACAGGAGCUUAGAGAACAACUUGAAAAGCUAACUCAGGAGAAAGAAGAAGCAGUGUCCAAUUACAACAGCCUGAGAGAAACAAUGGAAACUCUCCAGGCUGAGCUAGGCGAAUCUGCUGGAAAGAUCAGCCAGGAGUUUGAAUCAAUGAAACAACAGCAAGCUUCUGAUGUCAGUCAACUGCAGCAGAAACUCCGAGCUGCUUUCAAUGAGAGGGAUGCUCUUCGUGAAACUGUAAAUCGCCUCCAGGAAGAAAUAGAAAAAUUGCCAUCCAAUCAGCUAGAGGUAGAAGAACUUAAAUGCAAAAUUGUUAGUCUUCAGGAGGACAAUAAUGCAAUAACAAACUCCAUCAACCAAAAAGAGAUUACUGUAAAAGAACUGGAAGAGAAGAUUGUUGCUCUGACUGAUCAAAACAAGGAUAUUUUAAAUGAUGUAAAAUGCUUGGGUGAAGAGAGAGAAACACUUCAGGAAAGGUGCAAGCAAGAACAAGUUAAAAUUCAGGAACUUCAGCAGGAAGUAGAUGCUGCUAACCAGCACAAUAAUGACCUGACAAAAAAGGUAGAGGAAUUAACAGAGAGAUUGAAUGAAGCUUUGACUACAAAGACUGAAAAUGCUCAAAUGCUAGAGCAACUGGAAAAACAGAUUGAAUCUCUGGUACAUGAUAGAGAGCGGCUUUCAUCUGAAGUGUAUAAUCUUCGUGAGGAAAAUAAGAAAAUAAUUCAGGAUAAAGGUGAAUUAAGUGAAGAGCUGGGAAAGAUUACAUGUGAAAAAGAUGGUUGGUUAGUGUUGAAAGAGCAGUCUGAAAACUUAGAAAAGAAACUACAAAUGAUGACUGCAGAAAAAGACCAUAUAUCAACAUUACUUGAAAAUGAACAAAGGCAUACAUCCCUUGUAAGAACUCAACUGUACCACCUACUUGAGCAAGUGGGGUCCAGCAUUUCAAAUUCUAAUGAAGAAUAUGAUUCUCUUAACUUGUUAAAAAUUGCAAAUGAAUGCUUGUCAAAAAUCAAAGAAGAGCAGUGCCUUGCACUGCAAAAUGAGGAGGAAGUAAUUCGUUUGCAGCAGGAAGUUGAGAGACUAGAGGAAGAAAAUGCUGCUCAAUAUAGAGAACACAGAUCCCUGAUUCAGGAUUUUGAAAAAGAAAAGGCGCUCUUGAGAGAAGAACUGGAAGGAGUGUUGUCUGAAAAAGAAGCUCUUCAGCAUGAUAUUCAUGAGCUGAAGAAUGCCAGUGAGAAAACAAGGAUUGAAAAUCAAGAUCUUCUAGCUAAUAUUGAAGAGGUCACUCAAAAACUUGCUUUUUAUGAAAGUCCUAUACAAGAACAGGAAAAAGGAUCAGAGAAACAAGACGACUUAAGUUUCAUUCUGGAACAAAAGGAAACUGAACUUAGAAAUGUGAAAGAUGAACUGAGUUCUCUAAAGAAUUUAAUGGAGACAAUGACUGAGAAAACUGAUCAACAGUCUUCAGUAGCAGAGCUUCAAGAAAAAAUUGGGAGGCUGGAAAAAGAAUCUGCAGAAAAAGGAGAGAAGCUAAACAAAAUUAAGGUUGUUGCUGUGAAAGCAAAGAAAGAAUUAGAUACCAGCCGAAAAGAGAUGCAAGCUCUGAAAGAAGAAUUGGAGUUGGUUCGAUCAGAAAAAGAUCAGUUGUCUGCUUCAAUGAAAGAAGUAAUUCAAGGAGCUGAAAGCUAUAAGAAUCUUUUGAUGGAAUAUGAUAAACAAGGAGAACAGCUGGAUUCUGAAAAAGGCAGAGCAAGUAAUCUUGAACGUCAGAUAGAUGACCUCACAAGACAGCUGCAGGUGUCAUCCCAGCAGCAUGAUCAAUUACGCUCUGCUAAUGAAGACCUCCUGGCUCGUGUUGAAACACUGCAAAAUAAUGCUAAGCUGCUGGAAACUCAGAUAUUGGAGAUGCAAAAAGCCAAGGCAAAGGCUGACAAAGAACUAGAAGCUGAAAGGCUUUUAAAAGAACAGAAAACAAAGGAACAUAGUGGUGCUCUCCGAGAAAUGGAGGAGCUUCAGAUGCAACUUCAGAAGGAAAAGAAACUUCUGCAGAAAACUAUGCUAGAACUAGAGCUGGCCAGAAAGGAUGCUCAGAAGAGUACACUGAUGGAUAUGGAAAUAGCUGAUUAUGAAAGGCUGGUAAAAGAACUUAAUCAGAAGAUUACUGAUAAAGACAGCAGAAUAGAAGAUCUUGAGCAAGAAACAAGUAUUCAGAAACAGAAGCAAGAGACUCUACAGGAAGAAAUAAAAUUCCUUCAGUCAACUAUGCAACAGGAUGAGGAAAGAAAUGCCAAGAUAAAACAACUCCUGGUAAAAACCAAAAAAGAACUGGCCGAUUCAAAACAAGCUGAAAAUGAUCAUCUAAUGUUGCAGGAAUCAUUGAAAGGGGAACUGGAAGCCAGUCAGCAGCAAGUGGAAGCCUAUAAGAUUCAAGUGGCUGUUCUGACAUCAGAAAAGCACAAAGUUCAGGAACAGCUGCAAACGUCUUCGGAGCAACACCAGCGUACGAUGAGUGCUUGCCAGCAAAAAAUUGCAACCCUGCAAGAAGAGUGCAGAGCAGCCCAGGCUGAACAAGCAUCCGUUACGUCGGAAUUUGAGAGCUACAAAGUCCGUGUUCAUAAUGUUCUAAAACAGCAAAAGAAUAAAUCUGCUUCUCGGACCGAGUCUGAAGGAGCCAAACAGGAGAGAGAACAGUUGGAAAUGGUGAUAGAUCAACUUAAAGUUAAGCUGCAAGAUGCUCAGCACAACUCACAGUUGAAUGCAUCUGAACUCCAGGCACUGCAGUCUGAACACGACACCCUGCUGGAAAGACACAAUAAGAUGCUGCAAGAGACUGUUGCAAAAGAAGCAGAACUCCGUGAAAAACUCUGCACAAUACAGUCUGAGAACAUGGUCAUGAAAACAGAGCACGCACAGAUGUUGAGUCAGCUGACAGCCCAGAAUGAAGCUCUCCGGAACAAUUUCAGAGAUCAAGUCAGGAACCUGCAAGAGGAGCACAGGAAAACAGUAGAGACACUUCAGCAGCAACUCUCCAGAGUAGAAGCUCAGCUCUUCCAACUCAAGAGUGAACCAAGUACUAGAGGUCCAGCUGUUUCAAAUCCAGGAACGAAGAACUUGAGAGAACGGAGAAACACUGACCUUCCUGUCCUUGAUGUGCACACUGUAGCUAGGGAAGAGGGAGAAGGUAUGGAAACAACAGACACAGAGUCUGUCUCUUCAGCCAGCACCUAUGUACAAUCCUUGGAACAACUUCUGAACUCAUCAGAAGCAAAACCUGAACCAUCUCAGUGGCAAGCAGAACUCACCAAGGAUGAACUGAUUCAGAAACUAAACACAACAGCAAAGAGUGCUGAUCACUUGAAUGAAUUACUUCGUGAAUCAGAAGCAACCAAUGCAAUCUUAAUGGAACAAAUAAAGCUUCUUAAGAAUGAAAUAAGAAGACUGGAAAGAAAUCAAGAGAGAGAAAAGUCUGUGGCUAAUUUAGAAUACUUGAAGAAUGUUCUAUUGCAGUUCAUAUUUCUAAAAUCAGGAAGUGAGAAAGAGCGGCUGCUCCCAGUAAUAGACACCAUGUUGCAGCUCAGCCCUGAAGAGAAGGGGAAGCUGGUUGCAAUUGCCCAAGGUGAGGAAGAGAGUACCUCACGGCCCUCUGGGUGGGCUUCGUACCUCCACAGCUGGUCAGGACUUCGAUAAAACAGUGGAAACACUGGAUCUUUAAACACAUUCCACAACUGCAAAAAAAGAGAAAUCUUACUGUAGAAAAUCUGUUGGUGUUGUAGUGUUGAACUACAGGUUUUUAUUUUUGUGUGUUACUUUCAGUUUUCUAGGCUCUUCUUAGAAGCCCACAGUAGCCCUGAAAGAUGGUUCUACAUUAUGGUCUGGCAACAGUGAACCAUUUUUCUUGUAAAUGUUAAAGCUGAUUAUAAGAACUAUGAGAAAUGACAAAUUAAUUGCAAAUUGCCUGGAAACAGAAUUUGACAAACCUGUAAUGGCUCUUUUGAUAUCAAUUUAAAAACUUGAUCUAAUAUAUAAACUGGAAUAACUAGACUUUAGAUUUAAAGUAUUUUAAAGGGUUUACAGUUGCUUUCACGUAUUGUUGUCAGCUAGCUAAUCUAUAUGGUUAGUGUUAUACUCUGCAUGUUUCAGAAAUUUAAAAUUAUUUCCUCACUGGUGAUGGUUACAAAAUGUAAGAUAAUUAAGAAACAGAAAGGGCAUUUUCUGAACUAAAGUUUUAGUCUUGGUUAAUUUUUUUUUUUUUUUUUCAAAAGCUAGAUUGAAAUAUCAAGGCGAUGGUUCACAAAAUGUAGCAAGUGCAUGUAUCUCUAUGAAAUACAAUGCUUGGCUCACCUGAUAUGGUAUUGCAGUAGAGAUUAAUGACAUUUAUGGAGGUCUUAGGGUAUGCUCCAAGACUCAGAGAUCCUAAGUCAGCUGAAGCUUUUGGAAAAAGGGCUUAAGCUAUGGCUUUUUAACCUGAAUUUGGAAGUUUGUGGAAAAGAUCAGGAAGAAAUGGUCCAUUUCUAUAGCGAUGUCUUUACUUAGAUGAAAAGACUACCUAUACUGACUUAGUCAUAUUGAAGACACUAAAGAAAGAAUCUGAAUUCAUAGGUCAGAUUUCUAGCAUUAACUUCUAAGAGAACAGGAUGGAGCUUUUAUCAAUAGAUGCCUUUUUUGAAUGGUCUGAUUACUCAACAGAAUGUUAUGUUUUUUUCUGAGAAAAAUAAAUCUUUACCAUCUCUACUUCUCUUAUCAACACAGCACCUUUUUUUACUUUCAAUUCUCUUUUCCCCUUUACAGUCCAUACUACCUUUCACCAUCUUAAUUUAUUUAUAAGUUAUUAAAAUGCAUACACAUGUUUAAAUCCUGUUUGCAUCUCAACCAGAGUCUUUCCAUACUUUUCACUUAUAUUUUCAUGCUUUCUGUGCUGUUUUACAGAGAAUCAUUUCCUGGUACACAUACCAAUACUAAAUAGCAUUCUUCCUUUCCUACCUUAGUUGAGACUCUGAGGAAAUGAUGCUUGUUCCUUUAAUAUUGCCUUAUUUGGGGCUGAGAUUAAUCUGGACAUAUGAACAGCAGAAAGUCAACACGUUGAGAAUAAACUGUUCAGUAGUGUACUUUUGGUUUAAUUUUUUGCUUCUUGUAUAUAUUUCAGUACGCAAUCAACAAAGCUAAUGGACUUUACUUAGGUAUUUUAAUUCCUUUCCAUCUUAGGCACUUUUUUUUUUUUUUCUAAUUCCCCUCCAGUAUGUGUUUUAACUGGAAUCCUUAUGGUUUGUGCUACCAGGGAAAACAUCCUCUGUGAACCUUGAGAUCACAGAACUGAUAAGUGGCAGUGUGAGGGAUGAGCCUUUUAGAUGUCUCUAAGUAUCAAACAUGAGGUUACACUUAGGCUUUCUUUUAUUAGCCUUUGGAAGGAUUUACCAUAUCUUUAGCAUUCACAAUUUGCACCAAAUCUCAGAUGUUGAGUUCUAAGUCUAUUCACAGCUGGGUUUGAUUAAUGUCACUCAAAAGAAUGCCAAAACACAGUGAGGGGAGAGAUUUGAAAUAUGUAUAAAAAUAAGUGCAAGUCGUUCUCCUGCUGUGAUUUCAACAAUAGAAGCAAGAGUAGAAGAGUACAGCUUUGUCUUACUUAGUUCACACUCCAUUUGCAGCUGACCUGAUUUAGUCUCUGCUGUUGCUGAAGACCUGUGACAAGUUCCUCGUAAAAUGCACAUAUUUCAGAUUUGUAAAUUAUUUAACAUUUUAAGCUGUGAAUAAAUGUAUGCAAGUAACUUAUAUCACUGGCUGUAUUAAAUACCGGUUGCCUAUUGACUUCUUUCAAGUGUGAGUUGCAUGCUCACUGUUUUUAGUAAAACUUGAGUACUGUACUUAUGAAUGUAGUGAACAACUUGCAUUACCUUUUUUUUUUUUUUUUUUUACAAUGGAAGAUUGAGAUCUUAACGUAGAAGUAUUUUAAUAACUGUUACUAAACUGUGUUCUAUUGCUAAGAUUGACAGGACUUACCUUUGUGGUAAGCAAAUACAUCAGAGUUUAAUAGACAUUUGCAGUAAAUGGCAUAGAAGAAUGUGAACUGGAAGCAGGAUUAUUUUGCAUAGAAAACUUUUUAUAUGUCAUAUAUUUGCAUUUGUAAUGUACAGCAUUGUAGCUGUGAUUUGCUUUCAAAAAGCAGUUUGAAGUUUUAAGUAAUACUGCUGCUUCUUGAUAUUCUGUGGUGCUCAUUUUCUGGAAGAGCACUGUGCUAACUUUGUUUUCUGGUUCUUUUUGUUU
Molecule: messenger RNA, 7755 nt
Organism: Empidonax traillii (willow flycatcher)
Lineage: Eukaryota; Metazoa; Chordata; Aves; Passeriformes; Tyrannidae
Gene: GCC2
Product: GRIP and coiled-coil domain containing 2
Exons: 23
Coding region: 25-5184 (1719 amino acids)
Biological process (GO): late endosome to Golgi transport
Cellular component (GO): Golgi apparatus
Source: RefSeq, a predicted model, not a curated record